AAAUAAGCAAUAAAGUGAAACAAAUAAUGUGGCUUGUUUAGGAAUAAUCCUGAUUUUAGAAUUUUCUCACAAAGUUUUUUCAGGGUUGCUUUGAUAAGAUCACAUUGGUGAAAAGGAUUGACCUUGCACCAUUUAACUUCAACCAUCAAUCAUCCCAGGAAACAAACUACAACCACCUGACUCUAACUCUUUAAACAUUUCAAGAUUACCAAUAGAAAAAUGGACGCCUACAGAGCAAAAAUUAGUGUAUUUUUUCUCCUUGUGUUAUUCACAUUUGCUGCAUUAGCGACAGCAACAAACAUCCCAAGAAGGCAACUUGGUAACAAGAAAUACAAAGGCCCAUGCCGGGCCGAAAAUGCAAUCGACAAAUGCUGGCGAUGCGACCCAAAUUGGGCCGAGAAUCGCCAGAAAAUGGCCGAUUGCGCAUUGGGUUUUGGCAGCAAUGCGAUCGGAGGAAAGUUGGGCAGAAUCUACGUCGUCACAGACCCUUCUGACGACGAUGUUGUCGAUCCUAAGCCCGGAACUCUCCGAUAUGGUGUUAUCCAAAAGGAGCCAUUGUGGAUCAUAUUUGGCAAAAACAUGAAAAUUAAACUUAGUAGGGAACUUAUCGUGACUAGCAACAAAACAAUCGACGGCCGUGGAUUUAAUGUCCAUAUACAAAAUGGAGCUGGCAUUAAGAUACAAUGUGCAUCCAAUAUUAUUAUUUCUAAUCUCCGCAUUCACAAUAUUGUACCCACCCCAGGUGGCCUGCUCAGGGAGUCCGAGGACCACGUUGGCCUAAGGAGUGGCGAUGAAGGUGAUGGCAUCAGCAUCUUCGAUUCGCGUGAUAUAUGGAUCGACCACAUCUCUAUGUCUCGUGCAACCGAUGGUCUUAUCGAUGCUGUUGCUGCUUCCACUAACAUUACCAUAUCCAAUUGCCACUUCACUGACCACGAAAAGGUAAUGUUGUUCGGCGCCAACGAUAAUUACGUGCUUGACAAGGACAUGAAAAUUACAUUAGCGUACAACCACUUUGGAAAGAGGUUGGAUCAAAGGAUGCCUAGAUGCAGGUUUGGAUUUUUCCAUCUGGUGAACAAUGACUACACUCAUUGGGAAAGGUACGCUAUUGGGGGAAGCAGUGGAGCCACCAUCAUUAGUCAGGGUAAUCGAUUUAUUGCUGAGGACGAAUUGUUGGUGAAAGAGGUAACAUAUAGGGAAAAACUUACGGCGAGUGUGGCGGAAUGGAUGAAAUGGACAUGGAUAUCAGAUGGUGAUGAUAUGGAAAAUGGUGCGACAUUUACACCAUCUGGUGACCAGAAUUUACUCGAUAAAAUUGACCAUCUCAAUCUCAUUAAACCAGAACCUUCUUCCAAAGUUGGAAUUCUUACUAAGUUUUCAGGUGCUCUGUCUUGCGUCAAAGGACGCCCAUGCUAAAACAUUUUUCCGAUUUAUUUUCGGUCAACCCCAAUUCACCACCAAAAAAAGAUAAAGAAAGAAACUAAUAUUGUUAUACAUGCAAAUGGCAGUAGUUGUUUUCUGGUUUACAUUUCUUCUUUCUUUUGGUAUUGGGGUGACCUAGAGGAUUAUUAUGUUACAUUUAAUUCAUAAGAUAAAGCUAUAUAUCAUCUCUUUUGUUAUUA
Messenger RNA from Nicotiana tabacum (common tobacco), 1619 nucleotides. RefSeq names its product pectate lyase-like. The record is from RefSeq and is a predicted model, not a curated record. Gene Ontology annotation, molecular function: pectate lyase activity. Lineage: Eukaryota; Viridiplantae; Streptophyta; Magnoliopsida; Solanales; Solanaceae.